AUGAUCAAGGCUUUUUUCAUUAUCAACAACAUGGGAAAAAUCCGUUUGGUGCGGUUCUAUAACCACGCAAAGGAAGAAGAACAACAGAAAGUCGUGAGAGACAUGUAUGCCCUUAUGUGCAAAAGAACUGGAAAAUCGUGUAACAUCAUUUCUGUCCCUCAAUCUAUUUGGGGAGAAAAGGGAAUUACUGCUGUGUGUAGGACGUACGCAACACUCAGCUUCGUCUGUGUCUUCGACGAUAAUGAAAACGAGCUCUUCAUCCACUCUCUCAUUCAAAAAAUUGUAGAAGUUCUUGAUAAGUGUUUUGAAAACGUCUGCGAGUUGGACCUUGUAUUCCACGCUGAUAGAGUACAUUAUGUCCUCAAUGAAUUCAUUCAAGCGGGUUUGAUACUUAAUAUAGACACGGACAAUAUCGUCAAAGUCCUAACGGAACAAGCCACACUCGAGAAAACAGACGCCCCGGCCAUCAAACAGACUGCUGUGAACGUUUAA
This is a messenger RNA of Entamoeba invadens IP1, 492 nucleotides long. RefSeq names its product AP-3 complex subunit sigma-2, putative. NCBI's taxonomy places the organism in Eukaryota, Evosea, Mastigamoebida, Endamoebidae. Bases 1 to 492 code for a protein of 163 amino acids. The record is from RefSeq and is a predicted model, not a curated record. Gene Ontology annotation, cellular component: intracellular membrane-bounded organelle. Gene Ontology annotation, biological process: protein transport; vesicle-mediated transport. The transcript is spliced from 2 exons.